Salmo salar (Atlantic salmon) is the source of this 2548-nucleotide messenger RNA. RefSeq lists its product as uncharacterized. The record is from RefSeq and is a predicted model, not a curated record. Lineage: Eukaryota; Metazoa; Chordata; Actinopteri; Salmoniformes; Salmonidae.
AACACACAACGCGUGUCCCAAAUGGCACCCCAUUCCCUUCAUAGUGCACUACCCUUGACCAGGGCCCUUGGGCACUGCCUUUGACCAAGGCUCUUGGGCAUUAGGGUGCCAUUUGGGACGCAGGCACUAACUUUUUCACACACAGGCUUUUGCCACACCAGUGCUCUGAACAUAGCAAAGGUCAAUUGUAUUUUAUAAAAUGGGUGGUUCGUGCCCUGGAUGCUGAUUGUCUGAUAGCUGUGGUAUAUCAGACCGUAUACAACGGGUACGACAAAACAUUUUUUUUUUCCCUUGUUAACCAGUUUAUAAUAGCAAUAAGACACCUUCGGGGUUUGUGGCAUAUGGCCAAUAUAACAUGGCUAAGGCCUGUAUCCAGGCGCUCCGCGUUGAUUCGUGCAUAAGAACAGACUUUAGCAGUGGUAUAUUGGCCAAAUACCACACCCCUCUCAUGCCUUAUUACUUCAGUAUACUAUACCAAAUACCACACCCCUCUCGUGCCUUAUUACUUCAGUAUACUAUACCAAAGCUAUUGAUAUACUGUUUGUCUGUAGAAAAAACUCUUACUAAGGAAUGUAGUAUUAAUUGGGAGAAUAUAAAAAUGGGGCAGCAGGUAGCCUAGUGGUUGAGAGCAUUGGGGGAGUAACCAAAAGAUCACUGGUUCGAAAGAGCACACAACUGUACAUGAGAUGAGCGUUUAAAAAAAAAAUAGAAAAGGGUCAUUUUCCUGGCACUCUACAACUGUGCAACUUUCUGACAUUUGAAGAACAUUUUACCAUAGCAGGACAGCAGAGCUAUGACUGGACCCCUCUACCCCCGCACCAGUGUUCUAUACACACAGACACAUCAAUGAAGUAUAGACAUACUGUUGAUAUAGAUAUAUAAGAUAAAUAUAGUGAUACAUAUUGUAGAUAUGAUAGAUAUACUGUAGAUAGACCCACAGUAGCUAGAUAUGGUGAAACCUAGAUACUGAAGCCAUGUUCGCUCUAUAUGCCACAGCUCUCCUCUGCUUCCUGUCUUUGGGCCAAUCAGCUCCUGCUGCAGCUCUAACCUGUGAGGACCUCCUUAAGCCCAUGGAUCCACCACGACGAGACCAGCAGCUCUUGGGAAGAUGGGAUUUCGUCGCAGACGGUGUGAGCCACCCCUGGUAUUACUCAACCAUGUUCGCUCUCCAGAGAAAACAGUCACCAUGGAGUUUACAUCUGCUACCAAAACCAGAACACCAACACCACCACAACCAUCCACUACAGUCAGGCUGACCGGCAUGGCGGCUGGUGCAAGUACUGUAUAUACCCGACAGCAUCUCCAUCGUCAACGGCAACAGCACCUUCCAGUUAGACAUGAGGGGCUUUUGGAACAUCACUGGGGUCUCCCUGGAGACCUGCCCAGACUGCUUGGUGAUGAGGUGAGCUCCGUAAUAAGGGAGUCCACGGACCUGCAUCUGCUGAGGAAGGUGGAGGGCGGGACGGGAGAGAGGUGGAGGAAGAGGAGAUGGAGGAGUUCAGGAAAUGUGGAGUGCCUGGGGCUUCGCGCCGCCAGUGCUGAUCCAAUCGGCUCCUGCUGCAGCUCUAGCCUGUGAGGACCUCCUUAAGCCCAUGGAUCCACCACGACUAGACCAGCAGCUCUUGAGGAAAUGGGCCCUCGUCGCAGGCAGCCUGAGCCACCCUGCAUCCCUGGAGGCUCUCAAGACCAGAGACGGCAUCACCAUGGAGUUUUCACCCUCUACCCCCAACACCACCCAGAACUCCAACACCACCACAACCGUCCACUACACCCAGACUAACCGCUUCGGCAGCCGAUGCGAGUAUCUAACCUACAAUAUCUCACUCCUCAACGACAACAGCACCUUCCGGUUCGACGUGGGGGGCCGAUUCAACCUCACUGGGGUCUUCCUGGAGACCUCCUGCCCAGACUGUCUGGUGAUGAAGUGGGAGGUGAUGUCCAGGAGGAGGGAGUCCACGGACCUGUACCUGCUGAGGAAGGUGGAGGGCGGGAGAGAGGUGGAGGAAGAGGAGAUGGAGGAGUUCAGGAAACAGGUGGAGUGUUUGGGGCUGCCUCCGCCAGUGGUGAUGGAGCCGGGGAAUGUCCUCUGUGGUUUCUAUCAGCACAUCUGGAAAGACUGAGGAGAAGAAGAAGAAGCUCGAUCAGUGGGAUCAGAGAGUGGGGGCCGUGAGACAGAUGUAGAGACGCGUUUUCUGUCAUCUGUUUUGGAAUCCAACCAUUCUGUGUUUACGGUUUGUCGAUGACCUGUAGAAUUUUGAAAAAAAAGAUGCACGGUUUGUCAUAUUAUUCUGUCUUCUUGGCUUCUUUAACAGAUUUAAUUACGUUCACAGAGAGAUUUAAUGUCCAAGAGCUUAAGCUAAUUCACAGAGACGGUGGGAUCCAGCAGGAAUGUCGGGACGUCAUUAGGACCGCUCCAAACUCUUCACAAUGGGAAGGAAAAGUCUUUUAUAAUUGGAUUACUGUUGUAUAAUUUGGCAUAACCUCAUUUGUCCAUGCAUUAAAGUGCUCAUACUGUUAAUUCUCAGAUUAAACUGUAUGGAACAGUGAA